Zophobas morio is the source of this 860-nucleotide messenger RNA. RefSeq names its product large ribosomal subunit protein uL30 (gene RpL7). Gene Ontology annotation, cellular component: cytosolic large ribosomal subunit. Gene Ontology annotation, molecular function: structural constituent of ribosome; RNA binding. The coding region runs from base 62 to 820 and encodes 252 amino acids. Gene Ontology annotation, biological process: maturation of LSU-rRNA from tricistronic rRNA transcript (SSU-rRNA, 5.8S rRNA, LSU-rRNA). The transcript is spliced from 4 exons. Lineage: Eukaryota; Metazoa; Arthropoda; Insecta; Coleoptera; Tenebrionidae. The record is from RefSeq and is a predicted model, not a curated record.
AGGGCCCUCACCAAAAUAUCAGUUGGUACAUCUGCUACACCUUCUUUUCCACUAAACCGCAAUGGCGCCGACGGCUGAGAAGAAGACCAAAACGGUUAAGGGGCUGCCUGCGGUCCCUGAGUCCGUUUUAAAACAUCGGAAGAAGCGCGAUGCGUAUAGGGCAAAACGACUUCAGUCAGCAAUCAAAAAGAAGUCUGAACAUGUGAAGAAACGAAAAGACAUCUUCAAGCGUGCCGAACAAUAUGUAAAGGAGUACAGGCUCAAGGAACGCGACGAAAUUAGGUUAAUUCGUCAAGCCACAAAUAGAGGAAACUUUUAUGUUCCAGGAGAAGCCAAGUUAGCUUUCGUAAUCCGUAUCAAGGGUAUUAAUAAAGUGGCACCCAAGGUUCGCAAGGUCCUCCAGUUGUUCCGUUUGCUCCAAAUCAACAAUGGCGUGUUUGUCAAGCUGAACAAAGCCACCAUCCACAUGUUGAGAAUUUGCGAGCCCUACAUUACAUGGGGUUACCCUAACUUGAAGUCCGUUAGGGAACUUAUCUACAAGAGAGGUUUUGCUAAAGUAAAUGGGCAGCGUAUCCCAAUUACCAGCAAUCAGAUUAUUGAAAACCGUUUGGGACAAAGUGGGAUCAUUUGUAUGGAAGAUUUAAUUCAUGAAAUUUUCACUGUUGGACCCAAAUUUAAGUAUGCCUCAAACUUCUUGUGGCCCUUCAAGCUAAACACUCCAACUGGUGGAUGGCGCAAGAAGACAAAUCACUAUGUUGAAGGAGGAGAUUUUGGUAACCGAGAGGACAAAGUUAAUGAACUCCUUAGAAGAAUGGUCUAAGAAAUGAGACAAGUUUAUACAAUAAAUUAUAAAAGUUGAA